Messenger RNA from Cucurbita maxima (winter squash), 3241 nucleotides. RefSeq names its product condensin complex subunit 3-like. Gene Ontology annotation, biological process: mitotic chromosome condensation. Gene Ontology annotation, cellular component: condensed chromosome; condensin complex. NCBI's taxonomy places the organism in Eukaryota, Viridiplantae, Streptophyta, Magnoliopsida, Cucurbitales, Cucurbitaceae. The record is from RefSeq and is a predicted model, not a curated record.
GGAGGGUAAGGGUAGAUCAUGGGAGUUUCUAAGAGAGAAUCGCCUAUGGCGGGAGAAAUUAUAGAAGCACAAGAUCCAUUGUCUCAGAAAAUAGCGAAAAUCCUCGACGAAGUUCGGUCAUCAAACGCCACGCACAACCGCAAGCUCAAGGAGCUAUGCGCUCUACGUUCGAAAUCCAUGUCUCCUUUGGAGUUCUUUACCGCGUUUUCCAAAACUCUGACCCCUCUCUUCAGUUUCAACCGCAGAAUUUCCUCUGCUGAGCGUGUUGUCCGCUUCAUUUCCCUUUUAGCUACUGCUAGAGACCCCAAUUUUGCUUCGCAUGCUGAUGAGUUCUUGGAUGAGUUUCUGAAGUUUCUUCUCGUUGCAUCUGGCGCUGCAAAUAAGUCUGUCAGGUUCCGCGCGUGCCAGAUUGUUUCUGAGAUCAUCAUGCGGCUACCAGAUGAUGCAGAAGUCAGCAAUGAACUCUGGGAUGAAGUUAUAGACCACAUGAAGAUACGAGUGCUGGACAAGGUUCCUUUAAUCCGUAUGUUUGCAGUUCGUGCUCUUUCACGUUUCGCAAAUGAUAUUGAAAACAGUGACAUCCUCAAUUUAUUUCUUGAGAUGAUCCCUGUGGAACAAAAUGCGGAGGUCAUGAAGACAGUUUUACUAUCAUUACCACCUUCUAAUGCGACUUUGGAAGCGAUAAUCGAUUGCACCUUGGAUGUGAGUGAGUCUGUUCGCGAAGCGGCAUAUUGUGUAUUGGCUAAUAAGUUUCCGCUUCAAAGUCUCAGCAUCAAACAAAGAACGAUAAUUUUACAGAGAGGACUUGCUGAUCGUUCUGAAGCUGUUUCAAAGGAGUGUUUAAAAUUGAUGUCGGACGAGUGGCUUAAUAAAUGCUUCCAUGGAAAUCCUGUAGAAUUGCUCAAGUAUCUUGAUGUUGAAACCUAUGAACGAGUUGGUGAAUCUGUUAUGGGGACUUUAUUAGGAGUUCGUUUGUUGAAACUGCAUGGUGAUGAAAGUAUCCAGCAUUAUAUAUUAACUUCCAGCUCUGGGAUAGAAGGAGACUCACUACAUUGCACUUCAAGAAUACAAUUAAUGGAGCCGGAAGUUUCUCUUUACUGGAGAACCAUUUGUAAGCAUAUUCAUACAGAAGCACAGGCAAAAGGUUCUGAUGCUGCAGCUUCCAUGGGUGCUGAAGCAGCAGUAUAUGCAGCCGAAGCAUCUGAUAGAAAUGACCUUUUAGAGAAAAAAUUUCCUGCCACAAUUUCUGAUUAUGUAGGCUUAGUCAAAGCUCACAUUAGUGCUGGUUCCAGCUACCGAUUUGCAUCAAGACAGCUACUUUUGCUUGGUACGAUGCUCGAUUUUUCUGAUGCUGCAAAUAGGAAGGUUGCUGGUGCAUUUCUGCAGGAAGUGUUGCAUAUGUUGCCAGAUCAUGAAGUGGACGAUGAUGGGAACUUGGUUGUUCUUGGGGUUGGAAUCAAUCUUCGAGGAGAUAGAGAUUGGGCAAUUGCUGUGUCUGGAUUGGUAAAGAAAGUCCAUGCUGCUGCGGGUGAAUUUGAAGAAAUUGUUCUUGAGGUGGUUAAAGAACUUGCUCGACCAUGCAGAGAGAGAACUGCAAAUUGUAUGCGGUGGAUGCACUGUCUCGCCGUGGCAAGUCUUCUUCUGGAAAAUGCAAAAUCAUUGAAUUUUAUUAAUGGAAAAGACAGAGGACUUGCUCAACUACUGGAGUCGAUAUUGCUUCCAGGGGCAAAACAUGUUCAUUUAGAUGUUCAGAGAAUUAGCAUCCGUUGUCUUGGCCUCUUUGGAUUGCUAGAUAAAAGACCAAAUGAGAAAGCUAGACAGUUGAGGCAUUCCUUCACUAAGGGGCUGACCCCAGUAAGCAUAAUGGCCUGCAAGGCAUUAUUUGAUCUUGUAAUGUGGCAUGGUCCCCAGGAGGUUGACAAGGCUCUGGAACAAGACCACUCCCUGCAGUCUUCAUUUGAUAAGAUAUCUUUUAGUUCUAUAAAUUUAUCUGAAGCAGAUGACAGUUUGACUGUGGGUUCACUUGAUCUUUUAUACUCUGGACUUGACAACAGAGAAAGGUACAGCUCUUCAGCAACCAAUGAAAUUGAGUCCGUUCAAACCAUUGUUGCAGAGGGCUUUGCUAAGGUUCUUCUUCUGGGUGCAAACUAUCCAAGCAUACCAGCAUCUCUGCAUCCUCCGCUCCUAAGCAAGCUUGUAAAUAUUUAUUUUUCAAGCGAGAAAGACUUCGAGAGGUUGAAACAAUGCCUCUCUGUAUUCUUUGAGCAUUAUCCAUCCCUUGCAGUUGCUCAUAAGAGGUGGAUAUCUGAGGCUUUUGUCCCAGUUAUGCGUUCAAUGUGGCCAGGCAUUAACGGUAAUAUUGGAGGUUCUGCUGUUGAGGUGGGAAACAUGCGCAAACUUGUGGUCCAAGCAUCACGUUUUAUGCUGCAUAUGAUGCAGGCUCCUUUAUAUGUGAAUGAUACUGAAAGGAAGGAUGAAGAUGGGUGUUUGGGAAAUCAGGAAGUCUCUGACAGUAUUAGAAAACCUCCUCUUGAAUGCAGCGAAGAGGCACUUGCCAUUCGAACAGCCGUAGAGGUUGCAAGCUUCUGUGGGAAGAAGACGCCUGCACAAAAGUCAUAUGUUUCUGCUUUGUGUCGGGUACUUGUGUUGCUUCAUUCUCGCCCAUCGGAACAAGGUGCCAUUAGGAUAAUGAGAAGACUACUAUGUUAUGUGGUUGAAACUGCAUCAUCAGAGAAGGGUCUUGUCAAGGAGUUAAAGCGGAUGGGGGAGCAUCUCACAGCUAUUGACAAACAACCAGAUCUUGAAGAGGAUCAAACUCAUCUAAUUUUAGGCAUCUCGAGUCUUCAUCUUCCGAUGAAGCCAUGUCGCCCACCUCUAUCCCCCAUGUUAAUGGGACAACCGGUACACGCUCACAGAGAGCAAGCAAAACUUUGGCAUUGACUAAAAUUACAAAUAGGGCACUUAAGCUCAACAAUGUAGUUGACGAGGAACACGAAGACAAAGACGAGGAUGAUAAUGAAGACGAUGAUGGUGAAGAUUCCGACGUGACGGAGGAAUACUAAUCCUCGUUACCAUGAUAGUUUUCUCCAAUGUUGUAUGUAAGGCAUAUAUUAUUGGAUUAAUAUGUAGCAUCAGUUGUAUUAUUGUACAUAGAGGAGUUAGAAAAAUUAUAUGCUUGGCUUGUAAAAUGAAUGCACAAGUAAUUGAAUUAUACGAUAUCUUAGUUGCUUGCUCAUUAUAA